AUGAGGCUUCUGAUGGUCUCGAUGACCUUGACCUUUAGUGUGUUCUGCAGUGCAGAGGACUCUUCCACCAAGUCCACAGAUAACAUCUUCAAAAAGUUUUUGGAGGUUGCUGUGAAGGAUGAGCAUCACAGACUCCUGCCUACCAAGGGAAAGCACAGUCCAUCUCAUUCCAAAGAUUUAGAGAAUCCCGCCCCCAGGAAGAAGACUGUGAUAGUGGUUGAGGAGGACUCUGGGAAGAAAAAUGUGGUCUUGAAUUCAAAUGCGGAGCAGAAGCUGCCGAGUAUUCUUAGCGAAGUCGAGAAAAAAACAACUCCUUCGAGGUAUCACGAGUCAAAAACAGUCUCGGAUGAUGCCCCCAAGCCUGAAGUCCAGUCGGAGCUUACUUUUGAAACUCCGAUCUCUGCAUCAUUUCUCCUCAAGCCGUUGAGCCCGAAGAAAGAGAUCUCUCUAACCCGCGCCGAGAUAAAAGAGAUAGGAGAAGAACUUAAAGCCUUGGAGAAGAUCUCAAAGGAUCUGGAGUCUCUAAGGAGCCGAUUCCAGACAACUUUGAAAAGACUCCAGGGCCCUGAAAAGGAAGAGAAAGAGACAAAGCCUCCUACAGAUCUCCUGAACUACAACUUCAUAGAGGUUACAGAGACUGGGCAACCGGAGAAGAAAUGA
This is a messenger RNA of Encephalitozoon intestinalis ATCC 50506, 660 nucleotides long. RefSeq lists its product as uncharacterized. The record is from RefSeq and is a predicted model, not a curated record. The coding region runs from base 1 to 660 and encodes 219 amino acids. Lineage: Eukaryota; Fungi; Microsporidia; Unikaryonidae. The transcript has a single exon.